Diuraphis noxia (Russian wheat aphid) is the source of this 855-nucleotide messenger RNA. Its product is annotated as glyoxalase domain-containing protein 4. The record is from RefSeq and is a predicted model, not a curated record. Lineage: Eukaryota; Metazoa; Arthropoda; Insecta; Hemiptera; Aphididae.
UUAUUUAAUUAYUCAUUUUAACUUUAAAGCACGUCUACAUAGAGUUGAAUAACAAGAGAAAUCAGUUUCUUCAACUUUUAAGAUUAACCACAGCGAACCGGUUUGUCAGUGGAUCCCCUCCAGCUUACUGUGUACCUAGUGAAUUACGUGUUCACUGCUGUCCACUGGUACUUACUAGUUACUACCACAUUACUAUAUAACUAGUGAAGUAUAUAGUAACUACUAUUUACUAUUAUUUAUAYUAUUUACUACUAUAGUAGAUAUUAUAAUAAUUAGUUUCCAUUCGCUCCGAAAAGAUGAGUGGCCGCGCAUUACAUUUCGUGUUCAAAAUAGCCGAGAGAACGAAAACCAUUAAGUUUUUUAGAGAACUUUUGGGAAUGAAAAUAUUGAGGCACGAAGAAUUCACUCAAGGCUGUGAGGCAGCGUGYAAUGGACCAUAUGACAACCGAUGGAGUAAAACUAUGAUCGGAUAUGGACCAGAAGACACUCAUUUUGUAAUUGAACUUACCUACAACUAUGGUGUUGAUGAUUACAAACUUGGAAAUGAUUUCCUUGGAAUAACAUUAAAAUCUUCAAAAGURUUAGAAAAUGCUAAAUCGCUUGGUUGGCCUGUUGAAGUUGAGGACAACACGUCUUACGUUGUGGCACCUGGAGGAUAUAAAUUUUAUGUGAUUGAUGAACCUCAACCUGUUGAUAAAGAUCCUGUUAUAAAUGUUAUGCUAUCAUCUACAAAUUUGACAAGAUCUAUGAAAUUUUGGAACGGCAUACUUGGCUUAAAAAUUUUCAAUCAAAAUGAAUCUGUAAUAGAAUUAGGAUUUGCCGAUGAUCAAGCUAAGCUGAAAUUAAGAGAUAUUG